CAUUUGUGUCACUCAAUUCUGGGUUAUAAUAAAUAGUAGUGAGUGAGCAUUCCAAUGUCGCAAUUUUCAGCGUUCGGAACGCCCUAUUCGCCAGGAUCUCCACAGCUGGUGAUUGGUUUGCAGCCUGGAGCCGGACAUGGAUCGCAGCCUGUGCUUGCGGCUCAGCCUGGAAUAGUCAUGUGCGUGAGCAGUGGAGUGGUCCCAGGUGGCAUGAUGCCCAGACCAGCCGAUGUUCCCAAUUGCCCGCCCGGCUUGGAAUAUUUGUCGUCUGUCAACCAACUGUUGAUUAAGCAGAAUGUGGAACUGUUGGAGGCAUUUACAGGAUCUGAGACUAACAACAAAUACGCAAUUAAGAAUGUCCUUGGCCAAGACGUGUAUAUGGCAUUUGAGGACACCGCGUGCUGCACACGCAUGUGUUGGGGCCUUGCACGUCCAUUUGAUAUCAAAAUUGUUGACAAUUUUCAGCGAGAGGUCAUUCACUUGUCUCGAGCAUUGGCCUGUAAGAGUUGCUUCCCUUGUUGCCUUGAAAGCGUGGAGGUGACCGCACCGCCUGGAACCAAAAUCGGUUCAAUCGAGCAGGAGUGGACCCUGUGCUCGCAUUCAUUUAAAGUCAAGGAUCAUCUUGGAGAUACCGUGCUCCGUAUUGAGGGACCAUUUUGUACCAUGUCCAUUUGCGGAAAUGUUGACUUUGACAUCGUUUCACUCGCAGGCAAUAAAGUGGGAAAAAUAUCAAAGCAAUGGUCUGGCUUGGCCCGUGAGUUGUUUACUGAUGCGGACUUCUUUGGCAUUACUUUUCCCUUGGACUUGGAUGCACGGAUUAAGGCUGUGCUACUUGGAGCUACAUUCCUUAUUGACUUUAUGUUCUUUGAAAAUAAUAAUAAUGCCAAUUGUUGAUGUGGCACCGCUCUGCUAGCAAUACUCGUCGUAGGCUAACAACAUCUGCUAGAAACAUCUGCUAGCAACAUCUGCUAGCAGAGCGCUGCUGGCGUCAGCAUCCUCUCUCCCACGCACGUUAGUUAGGUCUAUACGAAUGUAAUUAGGUGAAGUCAGUACAUGAUUGCCAAUGAAUAUAAGUACACGUACAAGAUCACGUACCACUAAAAACUGAAGUGUCGCCAUUAUUUCCUCGUUUUUGGGAUUUUGGAUAUUCAUCCCCAUCGCCCCACGGUAACACCAAUGAUUAUAGUGCCCCUUUGCUUUGAUUGUCUAGUAAAUGCUAGAAGUGAUUUUUGGGCGCUCCUCAAAAAGCGUUUCUAGUUUUAUUCAUUUUAAUAUUUUUAUGUAUCUUAAAGAUUGAUUCUAAGCUUCGUGGAAUAAAGUCGUUUUCUUACACACAUAAAAAUACGCGUAACUUUAAAUCUUUGCACGAGUGCACAUACAUAUAUGGUAUAUACAUGAUCUGCUGCAAAAAACGGGAAAGAAAACGCAUUCACGG
This is a messenger RNA of Scaptodrosophila lebanonensis, 1435 nucleotides long. Its product is annotated as phospholipid scramblase 1-like. The coding region runs from base 55 to 894 and encodes 279 amino acids. The transcript is spliced from 4 exons. The record is from RefSeq and is a predicted model, not a curated record. NCBI's taxonomy places the organism in Eukaryota, Metazoa, Arthropoda, Insecta, Diptera, Drosophilidae. Gene Ontology annotation, cellular component: plasma membrane. Gene Ontology annotation, biological process: plasma membrane phospholipid scrambling. Gene Ontology annotation, molecular function: phospholipid scramblase activity.